Molecule: messenger RNA, 1809 nt
Organism: Fusarium coffeatum
Lineage: Eukaryota; Fungi; Ascomycota; Sordariomycetes; Hypocreales; Nectriaceae
Exons: 3
Coding region: 1-1809 (602 amino acids)
Biological process (GO): negative regulation of silent mating-type cassette heterochromatin formation; negative regulation of rDNA heterochromatin formation
Cellular component (GO): cytosol; Rpd3L complex
Source: RefSeq, a predicted model, not a curated record
AUGUGGUCAUGGGCUACGGGAAGGCGGGCAGCCUCGCUUCUUGUUCCAGCUUCUCCUCGUCGUCCCAGCACAACCGAUCAAAAUUGCUUCCGAUCAAGCGUACCGCACCAACACGACUUUUUGUUUCGAAUUGAAGCUUUCCUCCCUUCCAGCGAUCACCUUGAGUCUUUUAGCGCCAUCCGCUCGUUCUCGACGCGCCCAGACGGCCUGGCGCCUCCCCGUCGCUUCACCCUCAAUACCGACCGAGUCGACUUUUCAUUCCAACAACUGCUUGUCAUGGCGUCGCAGCAGGUUCUCUUCGCUGAGACAAUAGCGGGCAUGAAAAAGGCUUUUAAAAGGAAAUCAUAUGGUACGCAAAUUUUGUGCGCUUUUUUGCGCCUGAAGAAUCCCCAGCUGACCGUGCCAACCACAGAGUCCGACUCAGAUUCCGAAAUCGAGAGCUAUAGCAACCGUGGAAAUAAGCUCAAGAAGAAGGCACGAUUUGCCCGUCAAGGGCAAUUGGUUCCGAAUAAUGGCCCGAGCUCCUAUAAAGAGUAUGUCGAAUACGCCGGCGUGUGCCGACCAAUCCUUUGUCGCAAUCCUCCCUUAGUCGACGAGGAAGGAUAUGAGAUAGACAGCGACGAUGAGGACGAGGAGCGCGUACACGAAGCCGAGGCCUCGGCCGCGGAGUUGAAUCCAUAUGCCAACAUUCAAAUAGAGAAUAUCCUUGCACCACUUACCGCAUCGACCGCCUUACCGACACAUCCAACCCUCUCGAAACCCUUCACGUCAAAAACACUUACUCGGCUCGUUGAUCAAAGCUGUGACAUUAUGCGCAAAGAAAAUCGUUCGUUGUGGAAAGUCAGGCAUCUCCUGACAGCCCUGUGCGGCGACUACACUUGGGUUCCAUGCGAGAUGAUGGUCCGACCGGCAGAUGUCGAGCUUUACACAGAUAACCAUAUAGCACGCCAUCUAUUGGCUCUAUCUCAAGCAGUAUCAGCGCUUCCUGCAAUCACCAAUGGCGAUAUUAGUCAACAGCAAAAUGGGGUUGGAGUUGGAGACAUUGCACCAGAUGCCACCUUGGGCGUGGAAGGAGAACCCAUGGAUAACGACGCGGCGGAGGAUGCUGAUAUAACCAUGACAGAUGCGGGGACGGCCGACCCAGAUGAUUCUCAUCUUGAAGAUGCCAUCGACGAUGUGAAAAUGGAUGCUGAAAAUAAUGUGGGCAUGAACUCGAAUGUUCAGAAUGGCGAGCAGACGCCAGCUUUACCAGCCAAUGUUACUCAAAAGCUCAAUGAUCAAACAACAAACGGUGUCGUCGAGAGUUCGAACGAACAGAAGCAAGGCAAGCCCGGAGCUGGGGUGGCCGACGCCUCUACACAGCCUACAGCCGGCGAUACGCAUCAACAAACCGAUCUACCUGAGACAAUAGUACCAGACGCACCCCUGGUAUCCGAAGAAGACGAUUUCAUUCAUCCUUUGUUCCUUGCACCUGCAGGUGCAAGGCCAGAUAGGGAUAUUGGUUUGCCAGAUCAAGAAGCAGAAGAUGUCCGGCGGCUACUAGCUCUGUAUGUGCAAAAGCAAGAAGAGGUCUGCCGGGGAGCAAAGAAGUUGUUCUUGGGGCUUCUCAAAGCUGAGCAGCUACGAAAAGAUGUGCUCCACUGGUCCAAGGCAGAAGCUCAUGCAGGGCCUAACCGAGACAUGUCGGACGGCGAGGAUUGGUACGACAAGGAGGAAUGGGGCUUAACAGAAGAUCUUAAGAAGGGGCAGGACGAAGAAGAGGAGGACGUCCAGACAACAGGCAAGAAGACGAGAAACCGCCGCCAAUAA